Closterium sp. Naga37s-1 is the source of this 7425-nucleotide messenger RNA. NCBI's taxonomy places the organism in Eukaryota, Viridiplantae, Streptophyta, Zygnematophyceae, Desmidiales, Closteriaceae. The record is from the annotation of a GenBank genome assembly.
GUGGACGUUGACGUGGACUGGACGUGGACGUGCAUGGACGUGGUCGUAGUCUUGGACGUGGACGUGGACGUGGACGUGGACUUGGACGUGGACGUGGACGUGGACGUGGUCGUGGACGUGGACGUGGACGUGGACGUGGACGUGGACGUGGACUUGGAGGUGGUCGUGGACGUGGACGUGGACGUGGACGUGGUCGUGGACGUGGACGUGGACGUGGACGUGGACGUGGACCUGGACGUGGACGUGGACGUGGACCUGGACCUGGACGUGGACGUGGACGUGGACGUGGACGUGGACCUGGACGUGGUCGUGGACGUGGACGUGGACGUGGUCGUGGAGGUGGUCGAGGAGGUGGACGUGGGGACACGUGGUCGUGACGUGGACGUGGACGUGGUCGUGGACUUGGACGUGAACGUGGACCUGGACGUGGACCUGGACGUGGACGUGGACGUGGACGUGGACCUGGUCGUGGACGUGGACGUGGUCGUGGACCUGGACGUGGACAUCGACGUGGUCGUGGACUUGGAGGUGGUCGUGAACGUGGACGUGGACGUGGACGUCGACGUGGACGUGGACGUGGACGUCGACGUGGACGUGGUCGUGGACUUGGACGUGGUCGUGGACUUGGACGUGGACUUGGACGUGGACGUGGACGUGGACGUGGACGUGGACGUAGACGUAGACGUGGACUUGGACGUAGACGUGGACUUGGACGGGGACGUGGACGUGGUCGGGGACGUGGACGUGGACUUGGACUUGGACUUGGACGUGGACGUAGACGUGGACGUAGAAAUGUACGUGGACGUGGACGUGGACGUGGACUUCAACGUGUACGUGGACGUGGACGUGGUCGUGGACUUGGACGUGGACGUAGACGUGGACGUGGACGUGGACGUGGACGUGGUCGUGGACGUGGACGUGGACUUGGACGUGGUCGUGGACGUGGUCGUGGACGUGGACGUGGACUUGGACGUGGACGUGGACGUGGACGUGGACUUGGACGUGGACGUGGACGUGGACGUGGACGUGGACGUGGACGUGGUCGUGAACGUGGACGUGGACUUGGACGUGGACGUGGUCGUGAACGUGGACUUGGUCAUAGACGUGGACGUGGACUUGGUCGUGGACGUGGACGUGGACGUGGUCGUGGACUUGGUCGUGGACGUGGACGUGGACGUGGACGUGGACGUGGACGUGGACGUGGACGUGGACUUGGACGUGGUCGUGGACGUGGACGUGGACCUGGACGUGGACGUGGACGUGGACGUGGACGUCGACGUGGACCUGGACGUGAACGUGGACGUGGACUUGGACGUGGACGUGGACCUGGACGUGGACCUGGACGUGGACGUGGACGUGGACGUGGACCUGGACGUGGUCGUGGACGUGGACGUGGUCGUGGACGUGGUCGUGGACGUGGACGUGUUGGACGUGGACGUGGACGUGGACGUUGACGUGGACGUGGACGUGGACUUGGACGUGGACGUGGACGUGGACGUGGACGUGGUCGUGGACGUGGACGUGGUCGUGGACGUGGACGUGGACGUGGACGUGGACGUGGACCUGGACGUGGACGUGGACGUGGACGUGGACGUGGACGUGGUCGUGGACGUGGACGUGGUCGUGGACGUGGACGUGGUCGUGGACGUGGACGUGGACGUGGACGUGAUCGUGGACGUGGACGUGGACUUGGACUUGGACUUGGACGUGGACAUGGACGUGGACGUGGACUUGGACGUGGACGUGGACGUGGACCUGGACCUGCAUGUUGACCUGAACGUGGACGUGGACGUGGACGUGGACGUGGACGUGGUCGUGGACGUGGACGUGGACGUGGGCGUGGACGUGGACGUGGACGUGGUCGUGGACCUGGACGUGGACUUGGACGACGUGGACGUGGAGUUGGACGUGGACGUGGUCUUGGACGUGUACAUGGAGUUGGACGUGGAUGUGGACGUGGACGUUGACGUGGACGUGGACGUGGACUUGGACGUGGACGUGGACGUGGACGUGGACGUGGACGUGGUCGUGGACGUGGACUUGGUCGUGGAUGUGGACGUGGACGUGGUCGUGGACUUGGAGGUGGACGUGGACGUGGACGUGGACGUGGACGUGGUCGUGGACGUGGACGUGGUCGUGGACGUGGACGUGGACGUGGACGUGGACGUGGACCUGGACGUGGACGUGGACGUGGACGUGGAUGUGGACGUGGUCGUGGACGUGGACGUGGACGUGGUCGUGGACGUGGACGUGGACAUGGUCGUGGACUUGGACGUGGACGUGGUCUUGGACGUGGACGUGGAGUUGGACGUGGACGUGGACGUGGACGUGGACGUGGUCGUGGACGUGGACGUGGACUUGGACGUGGACGUGGACGUGGACGUGGUCGUGGACGUGGACGUGGUCGUGGACGUGGACGUGGACUUGGACGUGGACGUGGACGUGGUCGUGGACGUGGACCUGGUCGUGGACGUGGACGUGGACAUGGACGUGGAGGUGGUCGUGGACUUGGAGGUGGUCGUGGACGUGGACGUGGACGUGGACGUGGACGUGGUCGUAGACUUCGACGUGGACGUGGAGGUGGUCGUGGACUUGGAGGUGGUCGUGGACGUGGACGUGGACGUGGACGUGGACGUGGUCGUGGACGUGGUCGUGGACUUGGACGUGGACUUGGACGUGGACGUGGACGUGGACGUGGACGUGGACUUGGACGGGGACGUGGACGUGGUCGUGGAGGUGGACGUGGACUUGGACUUGGACUUGGACUUGGACGUGGACGUGGACUUGGAGGUGGACUUGGAGGUGGUCGUGGACGUGGACGUGGACGUGAACCUGGACGUGGACGUGGACGUGGACGUGGACGUGGACUUGAACGUGGACGUGGACGUGGACGUGGAGUUGGACGUGGUCGUGAACGUGGACGUGGACGUGGACUUGGACGGGGACGUGGACGUGGUCGUGGACGUGGACUUGGACUUGGACUUGGACUUGGACGUGGACGUGGACGUGUACGUGGACGUGGACGUGGACUUGGACGUGGACGUGGACGUGGACUUGGACGUGGACGUGGACGUGGACGUGGACGUGGUCGUGGACGUGGACGUGGACUUGGACGUGGUCGUGAACGUGGACGUGGACGUGGAAGUGGAACUUGGACGUGGACUUGGACGUAAACUGGACGUGGACGUUGACGUGGACGUGAACGUGGACGUGGACGUGGACGUGGACCUGGACGUGGACGUGGACGUGGACUUGGACGUGGUCGUGAAUGUGGACGUGGACGUGGAAGUGGAGUUGGACAUGGACGUGGACGUGGACGUGGGCGUGGACUUGGAUGGGGACGUGGACGUGGUCGUGGACGUGGACUUGGACUUGGACUUGGACUUGGACGUGGACGUGGACGUGGACGUGUACGUGGGCGUGGACGUGGACGUGGACUUGGACGUGGACGUGGACGUGGACUUGGACGUGGACGUGGACGUGGACGUGGACGUGGUCGUGGACGUGGACGUGGACUUGGACAUGGUCGUGAACGUGGACGUGGACGUGGAAGUGGAGUUGGACGUGGACGUGGACGUGGACUUGGACGAGGUGGUCGUGGACGUGGACGUGGACGUGGACGUGGACGUGGUCGUGGACGUGGUCGUAGACUUCGACGUGGACGUGGAGGUGGUCGUGGACUUGGAGGUGGUCGUGGACGUGGAGGUGGACGUGGACGUGGACGUGGACGUGGUCGUGGACGUGGUCGUGGACUUGGACGUGGACUUGGACGUGGACGUGGACGUGGACGUGGACGUGGACGUGGACUUGGACGGGGACGUGGACGUGGUCGUGGAGGUGGACGUGGACUUGGACUUGGACUUGGACUUGGACGUGGACGUGGACGUGGACUUGGAGGUGGACUUGGAGGUGGACGUGGACGUGGACGUGGACGUGAACGUGGUCGUGGACGUGGACGUGUACGUGGACUUGGACCUGGACUUGGACGUGGACGUGGACGUGGACGUGGACGUGGACCUGGACGUGGACGUGGACCUGGACGUGGACGUGGACCUGGACCUGGACGUGGACGUGGACGUGGACGUGGACCUGGACGUGCUCGUGGACGUGGACGUGGACGUGGACGAGGACGUGGACGUGGACGUGGUCGUGGACGUAGUCGUGGACGUGGACGUGUUGGACGUGGACGUGGUCUUGGACGUGUACGUGGAGUUGGACGUGGACGUGGACGUGGACGUGGACGUUGACGUGGACGUGGACGUGGACUUGGACGUGGACGUGGACGUGGACGUGGACAUGGUCGUGGACGUGGAGUUGGUCGUGGAUGUGGACGUGGACGUGGACUUGGAGGUGGACGUGGACGUGGACGUGGACGUGGACGUGGACGUGGUCGUGGACGUGGACGUGGACGUGGACGUGGUCGUGGACGUGGUCGUGGACGUGGACGUGGACGUGGUCGUGGACGUGGACGUGGACGUGGACGUAGACGUGGACGUGGACGUGGACGUGGACGUGGACGUGGUCGUGGACGUGGUCGUGGACGUGGACGUGGUGGUCGUGGACUUGGAGGUGGUCGUGGACGUGGAUGUGGACGUCGACGUGGACGUGGACGUGGUCGUGGACGUGGUCGUGGACUUGGACGUGGACUUGGACGUGGACGUGGACGUGGACGUGGACGUGGACUUGGACGGGGACGUGGACGUGGUCGUGGACGUGGACUUGGACUUGGACUUGGACUUGGACGUGGACGUGGACGUGGACGUGGACGUGGACUUGGACGUGGACGUGGACGUGGACUUGGACGUGGACGUAGACGUGGACGUGGACGUGGACGUGGUCGUGGACGUGGACGUGGACUUGGACGUGGUCGUGAACGUGGACGUGGACGUGGAAGUGGAGUUGGACGUGGACGUGGACGUGGACGUGGACGUGGUCGUGGACGUGGACGUGGACGUGGACGUGGACGUGGACGUGGAGUUGGACGUGGACGUGGACGUGGACGUGGACGUGGACUUGGACGUGGUCGUGAACGUGGACGUGGACGUGGAAGUGGAGUUGGACGUGGACGUGGACGUGGACUUGGACUUGGACGUGGACAUGGACGUGGACGUGGUCGUGGACGUGGACGUGGACUUGGACGUGGACGUGGACGUGGUCGUGGACGUGGACGUGGUCGUGGGCGUGGACGUGGACGUGGAGGUGGACUUGGAGGUGGUCGUGGACGUGGACGUGGACGUGGUCGUGGACGUGGACGUGGACGUGGACCUGGACGUGGACGUGGACGUGGACGUGGACGUGGUCGUGGACGUGGUCGUGGACGUGGACGUGGACGUGGACGUGGACGUGGACGUGGACGUGGACGUGGACCUGGACGCGGUCGUGGACGCGGACACGGACGUGGACGUGGUCGAGGACGUGGACGUGGACGUGGACGUGGACGUGGACGUGGACCUGGACGCGGACGUGGACGCGGACGCGGACGUGGACGUGGACGUGGACUUGGACGUGGACGUGGACGUGGACUUGGAGGUGGUCGUGGACGUGGACGUGGACGUGGACGUGGUCGUGGACGUAGACGUGGACUUGGACGUGGACUUGGACGUGGACGUGGACGUGGACGUGGACCUGCACGUUGACCUGCACGUGGACGUGGACGUGGACUUAGACGUGGUCGUGGACGUGGACGUGAACGUGGACGUGGACGUGGACGUGGUCGUAGACGUGGUCAUGGAGUUGGACGUGGACCUGGACGUGGACGUGGACGUGGUCGUGGACGUGGACGUGGACUUGGACGUGGACGUGGACGUGGACGUGGACGUGGUCGUGGACGUGGACGUGGUCGUGGACGUGGACGUGGAGGUGGACUUGGAGGUGGUCGUGGACGUGGACGUGGACGUGAACGUGGUCGUGGACGUGGACGUGGACGUGGACCUGGACGUGGACGUGGACGUGGACGUGGACGUGGACGUGGGCGUGGACGUGGACGUGGACGUGGACGUGGACUUGGACGUGGACGUGGACGUGGACGUGGUCGUGGACGUGGACGUGGACGUGGACGUGGACGUGGAGUUGGACGUGGACGUGGACGUGGACGUGGACGUGGACGUGGACGUGGACGUGGUCGUGGACGUGGACGUGGUCGUGGACGUGGACGUGGACGUGGAGGUGGACUUGGAGGUGGUCGUGGACGUGGACGUGGACGUGAACGUGGUCGUGGACGUGGACGUGGACGUGGACGUGGACGUGGACGUGGACGUGGACGUGGACUUGGACGUGGACGUGGACGUGGACGUGGUCGUGGACGUGGACGUGGACGUGGACGUGGACCUGGACCUGGACGUGGACGUGGACGUGGACGUGGACGUGGUCGUGACUCGACUCAAAACGCCCACUCCCUGCGCCUCUCUCCAUUCUUUGCUUCCACCCCCUCUACCGCGUCCGACGACCACACGGCUCGACAUGGACGUGGACGUGGUCGUGGACGUGGACUUGGACGUGAACUUGGAAGUGGACGUGGACGUGGACGUGGUCGUGGACGGGAACUUGGACGUGGACCUGGACGUGGACGUGGACGUGGACGUGGACGUGGACGUGGACCUGGUCGUGGACGUGGACGUGGACGUGGACGUGGACGUGGAUGUGGUUGUGGAUGUGGACGUGGACGUGGACGUGGACGUAGACGUGAACGUGGUCGUGGACGUGGUCGUGGACUUGGACGUAGACUUGGACCGGGACGUGGACCUGGACGUGGACGUGGACGUGGACGUGGACGUGGACGUGGACGUGGACGUGGACCUGGACGUGGUCGUAGACGUGGACGUGGACGUGGACCUGGACGUGGUCGUGGACGUGGUCGCGGACGUGGAAGUGGUGGACGCGGACUUGGACGUGGACGUGGACGUGGACGUGGACGUGGUCGUGGACGUGGACGUGGACUUGGACGUGGACGUGGACGUGGACGUGGACGUGGACUUGGAGGUGGUCGUGGACGUGGACGUGGACGUGGACGUGGUCGUGGAGGUGGACGUGGACGUGGACGUGGACGUGGACGUGGACGUGGACUUGGACGUGGACGUGGACGUGGACGUGGACCUGCACGUUGACCUGGACGUGGACGUGGACGUGGACGUGGACGUGGUCGUGGACGUGGACGUGGUCGUGGACGUGGACGUGGUCGUGGACGUGGACGUGGACCUGGACGUGGACCUGGACGUGGACGUGGACGUGGACGUGGUCGUGGACGUGGACGUGGACGUGGACGUGGACGUGGACGUGGACGUGGACGUGGUCGUGGACGUGGACUUGGUCGUGGACGUGGACGUGAACGUGGACGUGGACUUUGACGUGGACGUGGUCGUGGACGUGGACGUGGACGUGGACGUGGACGUGGUCGUGACGUGGACGUGGACGUGGACGUGGUCGUGA